Messenger RNA from Cylindrotheca closterium, 633 nucleotides. The record is from the annotation of a GenBank genome assembly. Lineage: Eukaryota; Bacillariophyta; Bacillariophyceae; Bacillariales; Bacillariaceae.
AUGACGCAUUCAGAAGUGUUAAACAUUGCGAUCACAGUCGCUGCUUGUCAGAUCUUUCUUGAUUUAGCUUGUAACCACCUGGUUUACAAGAAAGAUCCCUACAAACGCGCAUGCAGUGCGUUGGAGAGAGCGAGUUGGAAGAAGAAAAAAGCUGAAGAAGAUCUGGCCAAGAAUCCCAAGAAGAACGCAAAGAGACACCAGCGUGCCUCUGACGAUUAUGACGCUGCACGCGCAGUUGUCGUUUCUAAGCAUACAUUCCCAAACUUUCUCUCUUCUCUAUUUUUUGUUAUUUUGCUGAGAAUCUUGGGAGCGGAGAAUAAGGGAAAAGUAAUAGCCGUUCUACCUUUUCAGCCUUGGAAGCUAUUAGCACGUCUUUCGAGAAGAGGUUUGGACUUUUCCACAAUGCCCACAGGAUUCAUAGAAGCUUCUUCCGUGACUUUCGAACAAGGAGCGUCUUAUCUUUUUAUCUACUUCCUUAGUACUAUGAGUGUGAAAUUCUAUUGUAACAAGCUUGUGGGAACCAAGCCGCCUCGCGGCGCUGAUGGUGGUAUCUUUUCAGUGAUGGAUUCACCUCAGGGGAGAAAAAUGGCUCAAGCUAUGGGCGUUGAUCCUGACGACUUGAAAUUUGACUAA